CAGGAGGACCUCAAGGAGCAUCAGGAGGAACCCAAGGAGCAGCAGGAGGACCUCAAGGGGCACCAGGAGGACCUCAAGAAGCACCAGGAGGACCCCAAGGAGCAGCAGGAGGACCUCAAGGGGCACCAGGAGGACCUCAAGAAGCACCAGGAGGACCCCAAGGAGCAGCAGGAGGACCUCAAGGGGCAUUGGGAGGACUUUGAGGGCACCAGGACUUUAAGGGGCACCAGGAGGACUUUGAGGGGCACCAGAAGGACCCCAAGGAGCAGCAGGACCCGAAGGGGCAUCAGGAGGACCCCAAGGAGCAUCAGAAGGACCCCAAGGGAAACCAGGAGGACCCCAAGGAGCACCAGGAGGACCUCAAGAGGCACCAGGAGGACCCCAAGGAGCAGCAGGACCUCAAGGCGCAUUGGGAGGACUUACUUUAAGGGGCACAAGGAGGACUUUGAGGGGCACCAGGAGGACCUCGAAGGGCACCAGGAGGACUUUGAGGGGCACCAGGAGGACUUCGAGGGGCACCAGGAGGACCUCAAGGGGCACCAGGACCCGAAGGGGCAUCAGGACGACCUCAAAGGGAAUGAGGAGGACCCCAAGGAGCAUCAGGAGGACCCCAAGGAGCAUCAGAAGGACCUCAAGGGACACCAGAAGGACCCCAAGGGGAACCAGGAGGACUUUGAGGGGCACCAGGAGGACCUCAAGGAGCAUCAGGAGGAACCCAAGGAGCAGCAGGAGGACCUCAAGGGGCAUCAGGAGGACUUUGAGGGGCACAAGGAGGACUUUGAGGGGCACCAGGACCCCAAGGGACAGCAGGAGGACCUGGAGGAGAACCAGGAGGACCCCAAGGGGAACCAGGAGGACCUGGAGGGACACCAGGAGGACACGAAGGGGCACCAGGAGGACACGAAGGGGCACCAGGAGGUGUCCCAUGCCCCACCACAGAGAUGUUCCACGUCCUACCACAGGGAAGUUCCACCUCCCAAUCCCA
Messenger RNA from Chaetura pelagica (chimney swift), 985 nucleotides. Its product is annotated as activating signal cointegrator 1 complex subunit 2 homolog. The record is from RefSeq and is a predicted model, not a curated record. The annotation marks the transcript as partial. The transcript has a single exon. Lineage: Eukaryota; Metazoa; Chordata; Aves; Apodiformes; Apodidae.